Molecule: messenger RNA, 348 nt
Organism: Parnassius mnemosyne (clouded apollo)
Lineage: Eukaryota; Metazoa; Arthropoda; Insecta; Lepidoptera; Papilionidae
Source: the annotation of a GenBank genome assembly
AUGACAACAAGAUUUCAAAUAAUAUUUUGCCUCUGUCACUGGCUAUCGAGUCAAUAUGGGUCGCAAGAAAAAUCCGCGGCAGGAGUCAGGAGAUAUGGAACCAAGAGUAACUAUUCUCAGAAAGACUUAGAUGAGGCUUUAGAUAAAAUAAAGACAUGCAAAUUGCCUCAAAUGGAAGCUGCAAAUUUGUUUAAAAUUCCAAGAAGUACUUUGAAAUAUAAAUUGAAAGGACAGCAUAAUAAACUUGUUGGAAAGCCAAUAGCUCUUUUAGAAUCUGAAGAGGAACUUUUUAUAAGUCAUAUUGUGACUUUGGCCGAUCUAAGGACCCCAGUUGGAAUGAAUAUAUGA